AUGAAAGUUUUUGCCGAUCCGGCCUUCUGGUCCAAAACCGUGUGGUGUCGGGGUGUAGUGGAGCAGCUCGAGCACCGAUACCUACAGCAGGAGAACGCCCGGAGGGCGCGGACAAUGCGCAAAUACGAUCAUGCUUUUGUAUGUGUCGCAUCUACGCCGACGACGGUAAUUCCUCCUGGCAUGGAUGGCGAACAACUGGCGAAUGCAGUAUCUCAUCUGGCGGACUACAACCAGCUUCCGGGAGAGCGACAGCCUGCAUCCAUUCCUCUCUCCGUUAUCGCCUGCAUCCCGCCGAGCACAUACUGCUACAAUGUUGUCCUGAACCAUUCCGGCGCUUGA
Molecule: messenger RNA, 339 nt
Organism: Sparassis crispa
Lineage: Eukaryota; Fungi; Basidiomycota; Agaricomycetes; Polyporales; Sparassidaceae
Exons: 1
Coding region: 1-339 (112 amino acids)
Source: RefSeq, a predicted model, not a curated record